AUGUUAGCUAAUUUCCUCAAAGCCAGCAACAAACAAAACUUAAAACAAACGUAAGGGCUAAAAGUUGAAAACUACACACAUUUUAGAACUAAAUUAGUUAUAUUGUUUUUUUGUAAUGUCAGUUAACUUUCUGAUUCGUUUUAUUAGCGAUUAGCUCGUGCCUGUUACUAGGUUAUCGGUAACGGAGUGGAUCGGCUAGUCACUUUCAGAGAGACUUUACUUCAGCAAGAGCACUGACACAACUCAACUUCUCCACAUACACUCUCACUGCUAUUAUCAUCCUUCAGGUCCUCUGUGUGUGUGUGUGAGAGAGAGUGUGUCGGUCAUGUGGAGGAAGGCUGUGCUGGUGGCGGUGUUGGCGUUAGGGAUGGGUUAUCUCUACCACACUGACCCAGAGCUGCCAGCCCGCGUGCUCAGCUAUGUCAGCCAAUCACUGCCACCGAUGGAGGCCGGUGGAGGAUCUGAGCCCCGCCCACCCACACUGGAGGAGGCCAUCGCUCGUGCCUGGCAGACCCUCAUCACGGUUCCAGCCCGCCGCUGGGGGAGAGUGGCAGUGGGGGUGAAUGCCUGUGUGGACGUGGUGGUGUCCGGCGUGGGGCUGCUGCAAGCGCUUGCUCUCGAACCCGGCUCCGGCAGAGACCACGAGGUGCUACACAGCAAAGAGGACCUGAAGGAGGCCUUCGUUCACUACAUGGGGAAGGGCGCAGCAGCAGAGCGUUUCUUCUCAGAUAAGGAGGUUUUCCAGAGGAUCGCACGAGCUGCUGCCGAGUAUCCCGGCGCUCAGCUUUAUGUGGGCGGAAAUGCUGCUCUGAUUGGCCAGAAAUUGGCAUCUAACCCACAACUCGUGGUCUUGUUGUGUGGUCCGGUGGGGCCGAAGCUUCAUGACAUGCUGGAUGAGCAGAUUGUGGUGCCGCCAGAAUCUCUACAGGAAACAGACGAGUACCACCUGAUCCUGGAGUACAAGUCAGGUGAACAGUGGGGUCCUUCACGAGCUCCUCAAGCGAAUCGCUUCAUUCUGUCCCACGAUGUCUCCAAUGGGGAAAUGAGUGCGCUGGAGAUGUUCGUGGCCAGUCUGGAGGACUUCCAGCCGGAUCUGGUGGUUCUGUCCGGACUGCAUAUGAUGGAAGGAAUGGGCCGGGAACUCUGGGAGGAACGACUCAAAGAGGCGGUGGUGGCCAUCUCAGAUGUGAGGAACGAGGUGCCCAUUCACCUGGAGCUGGCCAGCAUGACAGACAGAGACUACAUGAACCGAAUCCUGCAGGAGGUCAUGCCCAUCGUGAACUCCAUCGGUCUGAACGAGCAGGAGCUUUUAUUUCUGACCCAAUCAGGAGGAGGCCCCCACUCCGACCUCACUGCAUGGGACGGCGUACCAGACGUGGGCCGCGUCACAGACAUCCUCCUCUGGGUCCUAGAGCAACACGGCCGAGCGGAUGCACAAUCUGAAGCUGACCUCACCCGCAUCCACUUCCACACGCUAGCGUACCACAUUCUGGCUACGGUGGACGGGCACUGGGGGAACCAGGCGGCGGCGGUGGCAGCGGGCGCACGUGUGGCUAGCAGUCAAGCGUGCGGUUUGCAAACCAUAGAUAUCUCAAAAGUGCUUCUUAAGGCACCGUUAAACUUCCACAGCUCCUUCUCCGAGCCGAGAGAGAGUCUAAAAGUGGAGCCGUCCCGACCGGUGACCGUGUGGAGGAGAGGAAACGUUUCUUUCCAUCUCACACCCGUGCUGGUCUGCAAACAGCCGCUGAGGACUGUGGGAUUGGGCGACGCUAUUUCAGCCGAGGGACUCGUAUUUUCAGAGCUCACGUCUGAGAUUUAGAGACACGCCGGUUUUAUUUUACCUUUUCUUUUGUCGUUGUUCGUAAACAGACAGACUCUGAUGAUGGGAAGAGAGGGAGAGAGGAUGUUUGUUGUGGAGUUGGGAGUGUGUAUUCUCUAUUUGGAGAUUAUUAUUAUUUUUCGUCUGAGAUUAUAUUGAGAAACGCUGCACUGAAUGAUAUGAGCCAGCCUCCGCUAUUUGUUUUAUGUUUUUUUUAUUAUUAUUGGUCACACUUUAUUUUGAUGGUCCGUUUGUUGAAUUUAGGUUACAUUGCAACUACAUGUCAACUAAUUCUCAUUAGACUAUAAUUAGACUGUUAGGUUGGGGUUAGGGUUAGUGUAAGUUGACAUGCACUUGUAGUUUCUUAUAGUCUGUUGAAGGAGCAGAUAUUAAGCAGACCGUCUACUAAUACUCAAAUGGACCAUCACAAUAAAGUGUUACAUUAUUAUUUACCAGAAAUCAAAUUCUUUAUUGCAGAAAUCAAUGAUAAUUUUUUUUUGGUAUUUUAUUUUUUACUAUGAGGUUGUAUUGGUUAAUGUAUUUACUAACUGUGACAUUUAUACAGUCUGUGUUAUGAAAGUAAAGCCAUUCAAUGUUAGUUCUUGUUAACUCACGGUACAUUAAUUAAAGUUAACAAGCAUCAAUUUGGAUUUUAGGGUCGCCUCAUAGCAAGAAGGUCACUGGUUCAAAUCCGACUGGCCAGAUGGCAUUUCUGUGUGGAGUUUGCAUGUUCUCCCUGUGUUGGCAUGGGUUUCCUUUGGGUGCUCCGAUUUCCCCCACAGUCCAAACACAUGCGCUAUAGGGGAAUUGGGUGAACUAUGAACUAAAUUGGCCAUAGUGUAUGAGUGUGUGUGUGUGAAUGUGAGUGUAUGGGUGUUUCUCAGUACUGAGUUGCUGCUGGAAGGGCAUCUGCUGCAUAAAACAUAUGCUGAAAUAGUUGGCGGUCCACUCCGCUGUGGUGACCCCUGAUAAAUAAGGGACUAAAGCUAAAGGAAAAUGAAUGAAUGAAUGAAUGUGGAUUUUAAAAAUCCAUUAGUAAAUGUUGAACUUAUUACUAUUAAUUCAUUCAUUUUUCUUCAGCUUAUUUAUCAGGAGCCAACACAGCAGAAUAAACCACCAACUAUUCCGGCAUAUGUUUAACGCAGUGGAUUCCCUUCCAGCCACAACCCAGUACUAGGAAACACCCAUUCACUCUCGCAUUCACACUACAGCCAAUUUUGUUUACCCAAUUCCCCUAUAGCGCAUGUGUUUGGACUGUGGGGGAAACCCAUACCGACAAGGGGAGAACAUGCAAACUCCACACAGAAAUGCCAACUGACCCAGCUGGGACUCGAACCAGUGACCUUCUUAUUAACCACUGAGCCACCCUAUUAUUAGUUCAUGUUAGUAAACACAAUAACUAAUGCAACCUUAUAGUAAAGUCUGACCAAUUUUAGUUAUGACAGGAGAUCAUACUCUGGUUAGCAGGUGCAGAAACCAGCGCAAAGUCUUAAACACCUUGAAUUUCCAUCGAACACUCCUUUUUUUUUUUGGGUAUGUAAAUGUUAAUAAUUAGCAGAACUUUAUCCAGCAGUGAUUUUUUUUUUAUCUGUGUCAAGUAAUAAGUUAUCUUACACUAAUGAAAUUAAGUAGUAAUAAUUAAAAAAAUUUGUUCUCUUGAAAAAAAAAAAAACAUCCAUAAUUUAUUCCCCCUUAAGCCUCUCUUAAUAUACACAGUUUGAGUUGUAUUAAAGGGAGAUAGUUCACCUAAAAAUGAAAAUUACUUCAUUUAUUCUCUCUCAUGUGUGUUUUAAACAUUUAUGAGUUUCUUUCUUCUGUUAAACACACACACUCAAAAAAAUAUAUUUUAAAGAAUGCUGAUUGCCCAUAAACAUCCAUAGUGUUAAAAUACUAUGGAAGUCAAAGGAUGCCAGCAACCAACAUUCUUCAAAAUAUCUUCUUUUGUGUUCAAACUCAAGUAGCUCAUAAACAAGUAAAGGGUGAGUGAAUGGUGACAGAAUUUUCAUUUUCAAGUGAACGAUCCCUUUAAAUAGUAGUAAUAAUCUGGCUUUUCACAGCUUUGUAAUGGAAGUGAAUGGUGCUCGAGAUUUUGAAGCUACAAAAACCACAUAUAUCCAUCAUAAAAGUGAUCCAGUGGGUUAAUGAAUGCCUUUGUACGUU
Danio aesculapii is the source of this 3979-nucleotide messenger RNA. It is a transcript of the gene adpgk, whose product is annotated as ADP-dependent glucokinase. Gene Ontology annotation, cellular component: endoplasmic reticulum. The record is from RefSeq and is a predicted model, not a curated record. Gene Ontology annotation, biological process: glucose metabolic process. Gene Ontology annotation, molecular function: ADP-specific glucokinase activity. The transcript has 8 exons. Lineage: Eukaryota; Metazoa; Chordata; Actinopteri; Cypriniformes; Danionidae. The coding region runs from base 326 to 1819 and encodes 497 amino acids.